AUGGCCGCAGAGCCCGAAAUCCACCGUCGUCGAUUCUUCAAGCCACGCUCCCUACUACCUACUGCCGAUAACUCGGCCACUCUGAUAACGAGUCGACAGGCUUUACGGGCUCUCACCUCGCCUGCCGUUAAUCGUCUGGGACCGACAUUUUCGCAGACCUCUAAGGCCGGCACCCGAAGCCCUCACGAUGGCCUCCCAGAGGACUUCAUCCGGACUCCGAGCCGGAAACGAAAGAACUCGUUCUCCUCUGUCGCAUCUCCACUGCAGUCAUCCCCUCUGAAGAGAGUUCGGGUCCGCUCCCUAACGAGUGAUGUCGAUCAUGAGAUUAGAAUUCCCGACGUCGACCUCCGCCUGCAGGCCGCGGAGGUUCCAGUGGUGCCGAAACAACCUCCUGCCGUAGCUCCUGUGCAUCGGUCUCGGGCAUUGGAAACCUCAGGUGCAUUAUUCAUGCGGAGUAUACUUGGCUCGCAGCGCAAUAAAGUGACUCUACGAGCCAACUCCGGAGUUGCAAACUCAAUCGUUGCUAUUGGUGAUGAAGAGGGUGGAAUCCGACUGCUAGAUUCAUCGAUCGACGAGGAUGCUGGGUUCACCGAUGCGUACCUCGGAUUCCGUCCGCAUGUAAACUCCAUUAUGGACCUCGAAGCCUCGUCCGACGACAUGUUACUGGCCACCGCAUCUGGAGACCAGACAUCUCUUGUAAUUGAUAUGACGACACAGAAACCCAUCUACUGUUUGUCAAACCACACUAUGAAUAAUGAUUUGCUCAGCCGGCUCUAUAAAUAG
Messenger RNA from Penicillium soppii, 783 nucleotides. RefSeq lists its product as uncharacterized. Gene Ontology annotation, cellular component: nucleus. The record is from RefSeq and is a predicted model, not a curated record. The transcript is spliced from 3 exons. Gene Ontology annotation, molecular function: protein binding; protein-macromolecule adaptor activity. NCBI's taxonomy places the organism in Eukaryota, Fungi, Ascomycota, Eurotiomycetes, Eurotiales, Aspergillaceae. The coding region runs from base 1 to 783 and encodes 260 amino acids. Gene Ontology annotation, biological process: proteasome-mediated ubiquitin-dependent protein catabolic process.